Gossypium raimondii (Peruvian cotton) is the source of this 1729-nucleotide messenger RNA. RefSeq lists its product as hypothetical. NCBI's taxonomy places the organism in Eukaryota, Viridiplantae, Streptophyta, Magnoliopsida, Malvales, Malvaceae. The transcript is spliced from 4 exons. Bases 755 to 1444 code for a protein of 229 amino acids. The record is from RefSeq and is a predicted model, not a curated record.
CCCAGGCAGGCCAGCACUCAAAAACAGAAACAAAAUAACAAACAACAACAUCAGAAAAAACAGCAUCAGCUUAUAUUAUUUUUAUCCUUUGCUGCUGUUUUUCAGCCCACCCUUCUCGCAUCAAAGCCUUUACCUUUUCUCUCUCUUAAGAAAAAAAAAAAAAACCCUUACUUUGCUGGGGGGGGGGGGUAAUUGAAAACGAAACAAACAAAAGACCAAGAAAAGAAAGAAACAUGGAAACUCCACGCACCCUCUUCGAAAUCAAAGAAAGAAAGGGUACCUAACUCUCUCUUUCUUCAAUGGCCCAGCUGGACCAAAAUUUGUGUAAAUAGAAGAUGGGGGGAAUGUCUUCAAAUGUCCUCCAACCAAAACCCACCUCAAAGAAACCAUUUCUAUGAAAACGUUUUUACCUGAAAUACCCUUCUGCAACCCACCCAAAAAAAAAAUCCCAUCUUCAUCAGUGUCUCAACUCUCAAAAGAAACAUGUUUUUCACCGAGUUAUUAUGUGGGCUUCAUUGGGUUUUCUUUGUCUCGGUCAGAGUUUUUCCCUAUAGUAAACAGCAAAACGAGAACCUUCCUAUCCUCUCUCUCUACUCUUAUUCCCUAUUCCUUUUGUUAUUUCUUGCCCAUAUCUCUUUCUUUCUUCCCUUUUUUCAUCAAAUACCCUUCUUUCUCUCUUUCUUCUCCUCCUCCAUAUUUCCUUAUUUUGGCCUUUUGGGUUCUUCACUUUUUCUGAUCCCUCUGAUCUGGAAACAUGAAAAAGAUGAAAGGGGUUGCUGCUUCCAUGGGGUAUUCUCCAUAUCCUAUGUAUGAGGACCAAAGGACCAGGUUCAAGCACCAGAGCCUUAUGCAAGACUUUGAAGACUUGCACAAGGAAACAGAAGCCAUGAGAAUGAAAUUGCAGAUGAUGAAAGAGCAAAAAUUAACCCUUUUGGCCGAAGUUCGGUUUUUGAAACGGAGGCACAAGUUCUUGAUGCAAAACCGAUCUUCCAACACCCUAGCCGGCCGAAACUUUGUGCAACCACAGAGUACGGUGGUUAAAAGAAGCAAAUCAAAUGUGAAGGAAAAGAAAUCAACUGGCAAGGAACACAGUUUGCGACAUCUAGCUAUUGGGUUCGAUCUGAACCAAAAGGGAAAGACUUACAGUGAAAAGGAAACCACUUUCGCUCAUCCUUCUCUGAUAUUUGACUUAAAUCAGAAGCAGCACAAAAAUAUCAAUGGCGAGGAAGUUAUUCUGCGAAGUUCUUCACCAAUUCUUGACUUAAACCAGAGGGAAAGGCUUUACAGUGGAAAGGAGGCUACCGCUCCAACCAUGACGCCAAUUUUUGAUUUAAACCAGAUUUCGUUGUCUUCCUUUGUAGAGAGAGGAGGAAGAACUACAAGCUAUGGACAAUUCAAUGAGAAUAGAGGAAUUCAAGAAAAGUUCAAUCCGAAUGGCAAGUGAUGAGCAGCACAAUGAUAUCAAAAUAUCAGCCUGCAGGAACACCGGGAACGGACCGAACAGAGUUGGGAAAAGAAAGAUCUCAUGGCAAGAUCAGGUGGCAUUGAGGGUUUAAGUGUCAUUACUUGUAAUAGAAGUUCUUAGUUGGAGGGGUUGAGGACUAAGUGAGUUUAGCUAUAGCCUCCCUCCCCCUCCUUUAAUUGCGCUAUGUUCCUUUUUCAUUUCCUCCUUUUGUAAAGAAAAAUAUAGUUGGCAUAUAUUAAAUUGCUGCCUUGCCUUGCCUUGGAA